Messenger RNA from Neogale vison (American mink), 2071 nucleotides. It is a transcript of the gene NRF1, whose product is annotated as nuclear respiratory factor 1. Gene Ontology annotation, cellular component: nucleus. Gene Ontology annotation, biological process: regulation of transcription by RNA polymerase II. The transcript has 12 exons. Bases 87 to 1757 code for a protein of 556 amino acids. Lineage: Eukaryota; Metazoa; Chordata; Mammalia; Carnivora; Mustelidae. Gene Ontology annotation, molecular function: RNA polymerase II cis-regulatory region sequence-specific DNA binding; DNA-binding transcription factor activity, RNA polymerase II-specific. The record is from RefSeq and is a predicted model, not a curated record.
GCUGGUGGCAGGAGGCUGCGAGGAGCCGGCGCGGUCGCAGUCUCCACGGCGCAGGCCCACGGUAGCGCAGCCGCUCUGAGAUCUUCAUGGAGGAGCACGGAGUGACCCAAACCGAACACAUGGCUACCAUAGAAGCCCAUGCGGUCGCCCAGCAGGUACAGCAGGUCCAUGUGGCCACCUACACUGAGCACAGUAUGCUGAGUGCUGAUGAAGACUCACCUUCUUCUCCUGAGGACACCUCUUACGAUGAUUCAGACAUACUCAACUCCACAGCGGCUGAUGAGGUAACAGCCCAUCUAGCUGCUGCAGGUCCUGUGGGAAUGGCUGCUGCCGCUGCUGUGGCGACAGGAAAGAAACGGAAACGGCCUCAUGUGUUUGAGUCUAAUCCGUCUAUCCGGAAGAGACAGCAAACACGCCUGCUUCGGAAACUUCGAGCCACAUUAGAUGAAUAUACUACUCGAGUGGGACAGCAAGCUAUUGUCCUCUGUAUCUCCCCCUCUAAACCCAACCCUGUCUUUAAAGUGUUCGGUGCAGCACCUUUGGAGAAUGUGGUGCGGAAGUACAAGAGCAUGAUCCUGGAAGACCUGGAGUCCGCCCUGGCAGAACACGCCCCCGCGCCACAGGAGGUUAACUCCGAGCUGCCACCUCUCACCAUCGAUGGAAUUCCGGUCUCUGUGGACAAAAUGACCCAGGCCCAGUUGCGGGCAUUUAUUCCAGAGAUGCUCAAGUACUCCACGGGUCGGGGAAAACCAGGCUGGGGCAAAGAAAGCUGCAAGCCCAUCUGGUGGCCUGAAGAUAUCCCAUGGGCGAAUGUCCGGAGCGACGUCCGCACAGAAGAGCAAAAGCAGAGGGUUUCAUGGACCCAGGCACUACGGACCAUAGUUAAAAACUGUUACAAACAGCAUGGGCGGGAGGACCUUUUGUAUGCUUUUGAAGAUCAGCAAACACAAACACAGGCCACAACUACACACAGUAUAGCCCAUCUUGUACCAUCACAGACCGUAGUCCAGACCUUUAGUAACCCUGAUGGCACUGUCUCACUUAUCCAGGUUGGUACAGGGGCAACAGUAGCCACAUUGGCUGAUGCUUCCGAAUUGCCAACCACAGUCACUGUUGCCCAAGUGAAUUAUUCUGCAGUGGCUGAUGGAGAGGGCUUGGGGCCCUUUCUCUGGGACAUGGUGACAUCCGGCAUAGAUAACCACACAGUGGCUCCCAACAGAUGGAAAGGGAGAGCAACAAGAGCUCAAGCAAAUACAACUAAAGCACUGAGACUGAAGAAUAGGAAAUUCCAAAGAAAUGUUAACACCCAAGUGGAACAAAAUUGGGCCACGUUACAGGGAGGUGAGAUGACCAUCCAGACAACGCAAGCAUCAGAGGCCACCCAGGCGGUGGCAUCAUUGGCAGAGGCCGCGGUGGCAGCUUCUCAGGAGAUGCAACAGGGAGCCACAGUCACCAUGGCGCUCAACAGUGAAGCCGCCGCCCAUGCUGUCGCCACACUGGCCGAGGCCACCUUGCAAGGCGGGGGACAGAUUGUCCUGUCUGGGGAAACCGCAGCAGCUGUCGGAGCACUUACUGGAGUCCAAGAUGCUAAUGGACUGGUCCAGAUCCCCGUGAGCAUGUACCAGACUGUGGUAACCAGCCUCGCCCAGGGCAAUGGGCCGGUGCAGGUGGCCAUGGCCCCUGUUACCACCCGGAUAUCGGACAGCACAGUCACCAUGGACGGCCAGGCUGUGGAGGUGGUGACGUUGGAACAGUGACAUGCAGCCGUACCAUGGCAUCGUUUUCUAGUCUACUUCAAAAUUUUUUACACGUUUGCAGAGGUGCAAUCAAAUGGAAUUAAGUCUCUCGACUUCGGAAGAAAAGUUUUGUUAACCUUUUUUUUAAAAAGGAAGAAAGGCAGUGGGUUUUGGAAUUGCAUUUUUUAAAGCACCACUCUUGAUUUCUGGGAUUGGUGGAAUAAGAUACUGUGUUGUCAAUUUCACCAUCCCGAAAAAGCCAAAUUGUGGCAGGACUUCUUUCUGCAGAAACAUGUGUGUAUACUUACGUGUGUGUAUGUGUGAGUGUGAAUAUA